AUGAAGAGGUUACGAGUGUCACAAUGGUCCAGCAAGCAGCUGCUGCAAGCCAGCUCAAGAGCUUCCUCUGCACCCAUCAGCAUAGCCAGUAGACAGCCGUUCCUCCAAUCCUUGCGAUGCCAAUCAUCUGCUGCCAUUGCGCCGGAACACCUCGCAGAUGACCUCGCCGUCGCCGAACACACAAUCCACGCCGCCCCUUCACCACCCCCCGAACGAAGCCUCGAGUCGGCAAAACUAGCUGCCCUACACGCCCGGUUGGCACUGUCUGCCAAGGUUCCGCUACAGACGCUUGCGAGGGCGCUGAUUACCCCCUCGGCGGACACGAAUGGCAGCUUUAACAAUUCGAAUUUGGCGUUCUUGGGGAGCACCAUUAUAAACUACCAUGUGCUCGAGUACCUCGUGUGCAAGUGGCCACGUUUACCGAUGACCAUUUUGUACGAGGCGCUGAGGGCGUAUGCUGGACAGGAGUCGCUGCAGCAAGUUGCGAGGAGAUGGGGUGUCGAGGCUGCGGCGGCUCCGGGCGAGGAGGUCGACCCGGGCCUGCUGCAAUGGAAGGCGGAUGGCGAGCAAUUGGUCAGUACGCGAUGGGGCUAUGUGCGCUCUGAGGUGCGACGGGAUAGUUCCUACAGACGCGGCGUGAGCAGUCGUGUUGUUUUGGACGACGCCUUUGGUGAUGCGUUGAGCAAGAAGGGGCAGGCAGGUGAGCAGGGUUAUCACGCUCUGCAAAACGAGGCGUUUGGUUCGUUUGUCCAGGCUGUUGUGGGAUCGAUUUACACCCACAGCGGCCGGGAAGCAGCCAAGUCGUUCGUCACAUCACAUAUUCUAGCGAGACAGUUUGAUCCGUCGGCGUUGUUUCAGUUCCAGCUGCCUACGCGGGAGCUGGCCAUGCUCUGCGCCAGAGAAGGGUUCGAAGCCCCCGUUGCUCGGUUGGAGAGCGAAACCGGUCGAUUGUCGAGGACGCCUGUUUAUGUGGUCGGUAUUUACAGCGGCAAGGAGAAGCUGGGUGAGGGUGCUGGCCCUAGCUUGGAUAUUGCCAGACGCAAGGCGUCUAUGAACUCGCUGAAGGCGUGGUACUUGUAUAGUCCGGGGAAUAAGGUCCGCGUUCCGAGCGACAUGAUGGAGGAGGGUGCUAAGCCCUGGAAAGCACCGCAUAUUGACAUUGGCGAAAUCAUUUAA
Pochonia chlamydosporia 170 is the source of this 1176-nucleotide messenger RNA. RefSeq names its product mitochondrial 54S ribosomal protein YmL3. Bases 1 to 1176 code for a protein of 391 amino acids. Lineage: Eukaryota; Fungi; Ascomycota; Sordariomycetes; Hypocreales; Clavicipitaceae. The record is from RefSeq and is a predicted model, not a curated record. Gene Ontology annotation, biological process: rRNA processing; primary miRNA processing; regulation of gene expression. Gene Ontology annotation, molecular function: ribonuclease III activity; double-stranded RNA binding. The transcript has a single exon. Gene Ontology annotation, cellular component: nucleus.